AUAAAGUGGGACGUUUUAGUUUUUUUAAAUAGGUGAAAUAUCGCUAAAGUGUGGAUGUCGUUGUAAAAAUAGAUCAAUAGAUUCAGCUACUUGCAGAAGCUGCUGUUUCUGUCGCGUUCGGGGGCUUUUUGAUAGAUAAACCAACAUUUACAGGAAGUUAAAAUGUUAGCGGAUAGUUGAGGAUGGCGUGAUGUACGUGGGCUCCCAGUUGUCUGGGCCAUUUUAUUCGUUGCGUUUUCAUUUAUUGUGAACUUUAUCCCCCACUCAGCUAACUCGAUUAGCUAACAUGCUACAAUGGCUCUUCCCCUAAAGGAGCAAACCGGCAGUUCCUGAUGGCGUUGGCUUCUGCAGCUGAAAAAGCACAGUGGCACGAAGGGGACAGGUGUCUGGCUCCCACAAGAAAGGAUGGGAGUCUGCGAGAAGCUGUUAUCCAGAGACUGAAAUCCAACUUUCACAAUAAUGAAACCACAGCAUGGGUAACGUUUACAAACCAUGACAAAGAUGGAGACGAAGAAAAAGAGGAGGAGGAGGUGGCCAUACCGUGUUCCAAACUUUUGAGACCAGCCUUGAAUGAGUUUACCCUGGAAAAACCUGUGUUUCCUAACAGUGUUACAGACCCCAGCCUUGUUGUUCCUCUAGAGUUGGAUGGUAUUAACGGAGACAGAGUCCCAUACACCAUCAAUAGGUACCUGAGAGAUUACCAGAGAGAAGGCAUCCGGUUCAUUUACAGCAGCUACACUUGUUCCAAAGGUUGUAUCCUCGGGGAUGACAUGGGACUCGGAAAAACUGUACAGGUAAUUGGUUUCCUUGCUGCAGUGUUGCACAAAACAGGCACAUGGGAGGACGUAAAGAAGAACAGGCCUCAGUUUCUGCAGAGUCAAAUGCCAUCCAGUCAAAGUAAACCCAGCAAAGUGUUUCUUAUUGUGGCACCGCUUUCAGUCCUUUACAACUGGAAAGAUGAGUUGGACACGUGGGGUCACUUCCAGUGUGUUGUGAUCCAUGGGUUGAGGAAAGAGGAAGAGCUGGCACGCAUUAAGAAGGGACGCAUUGAGAUUGCACUCACCACCUAUGAGACUCUGCGCCUUUGUCUGGAUCAGUUUAAUAACAUAGACUGGUCUGCUGUGGUUGUUGAUGAGGCUCACAAGAUAAAAAACCCCAACUCUCAGAUCACUCAGGCCAUGAAGGAGAUGAGAUGUAAGAUCAGAAUUGGCCUUACAGGCACCAUCUUACAGAAUAACCUUGAGGAGCUGUGGUGCGUCAUGGAUUGGGCCAUACCUGGUUGUCUUGGCAGCUUGGGACAUUUCAGGACUAAGUAUACAGACCCGAUUGAGCAGGGACAAAGACACAGUGCAACCAAACGUGCCCUAGCUACAGGGAGGAAGACUGUCAAAGCACUGGCGAGGAAGAUUUCUCAGUGGUUCCUCAGAAGGACUAAAGCUCUCAUCAAGGAACAACUCCCUAAGAAGGAUGACAGGGUGGUCUAUUGUUCUCUGACUGACUUUCAACAGACUGUGUAUCAGGCGGUGCUGGACACAGAAGACGUGAAAUUACUACUGAGAUCGUCAGAGAAAUGUGACUGUCAAAGUGGACGCACCCGUAGAAGCUGCUGCUAUAAAACAAACUCUGCAGGUGUUAAAAUUAAGACCCUUUACUUCAGUUACCUGGCCAUAUUGAGGAAAGUUGCCAACCACGCAGCACUUCUUCAGUCCACCACAGCAACCAGCGAGAAGCAGGUAAAAUAUGUGACGGCCAUUUGUCAGAAAGUAUUCCAAAGGUUUCCAGACUUUGUGCAGAGAUGCAAAGAUGAAGCGUUCGAGGCCUUGACAGACCCAAUGUACAGUGGAAAAAUGAAGGUUUUGCAAAAGCUGCUCAAAUAUUAUCUGCAAAGGAGGGAUAAAAUACUACUAUUUUCUCUUUCAACCAAGCUGUUGAAUGUGCUGGAGAACUAUUGCAUGGCCGAGGGGCUGGACUACAGCAGGUUGGAUGGCACCACCAAAUCCAAAGAGAGAGUCCAGAUUGUCAGACAAUUCAACUGCUCCACUCACAUCAACCUCUGCUUGGUUUCAACAAUGGCGGGAGGUCUUGGGCUCAACUUUGUUGGAGCUAAUGUGGUGGUGCUGUUUGACCCCACCUGGAAUCCAGCAAAUGACCUCCAGGCUAUUGACAGGGCAUAUCGUAUCGGCCAGUGGAGGGAUGUAACUGUUCUCAGGCUGAUAUCAUUGGGCACCGUGGAGGAAGUAAUUUACCUUCGACAAGUUUACAAACAGCAAUUGCAGUCCUCUGUUCUUGGCAAGGAGAGCGCCCGUCGGUAUUUCGAGGCAGUGCAGGGGCAUGGCGUGCAUAAAGGGGAGUUGUUUGGGAUCAAAAACCUUUUCAGGCUGCAGACCCAGGAGACAUGCCUUACCCGCCACAUUUUAGAGCGUGAAGGACAAGUGGAGGCUGGUGUAAUAACGACCAGCACACACACAGGCGAAGAGGAGGAGAGGAAAGGAGUUAGCGAACGUGGAGACUCUUCAGCUAAGGAUGAUCCAGGACCUAGUGUUGAAAAAGCCAAGGAGAACAAAGAAGCAUCAAAGAUCCCCAGGGAACUGCUGGACUUCAGUAGUGGGAGUGAAGAGGAUGAUGAGUUGCAGGGGCUUAAGAGGGAGGUCACAAACCCCAAUGCAGUCGAUGGCAAGAGGAACGGGAGUAGUGCCACUGGACCUAGUCGAAUGAGCCUCUUGCAUCAUGGAUUUUCCAGGCUCCUCGAAAGGUUCAAAGGAGAUCCAGCAGCGUCAGAGGAUGAAGACAGUCCAGGUGCCGCAGAAAGACUUUCUGACACAGACACAAAGGAUGAAGGGAAAAAGAGUGAACCUACCUCAUCUGGCAUCUGUAAGAGUUCCACAGUGGAGAAUAGUGGAGGUUGUGCCCCGAAGUUGGGAAUAAAAUCCUGGGACUUCACUAGUGGUUCUGAGAGAGAAGAUGAAGGCAAGGAACAUGAGGGGAGAUGUAAAAAGUCCUUUUUGAUAAAAGACAGUAGUGAGACUGUAAUAAUCAGACAGGCAUCGAAUGACUGGACAAGAAAGAAAACUACAGUAGACAAAGAAAGUGAUGAAGAGACCUCAUCAGAGAAAAAGCAAAACAGACUCCAAACCACAUUUCGCACAAUGCAUCGCUGUGAUAGUUACUCUGAUGAAUCAGAGGACUUUGAGCUAGAAGAAGGUGCACAACCAAAGAAGGAUCCAUUAACUUCACAUGGUAGAAGACACAACGCUGCAAGAGGAGGACCUGGCACCAGCAGAAGGAGGCAAAGUGCGAGUGUGAAGCACAAAGCCCGGUCAAAGCACACAGGAGACAUAGAAACAUUCACAUCUUCAGAGGAUGAACACAUUCCUAAUAAGAAAGGGAAGUCUUCGGGGUGUCACGUCACAUCUCCUCAGACAGAAACAUCCAGGGCUGCGGUGUCAAAAGACGGGCAACGAGCAACAGCACACAGCAUGAAAAAACACAGAGCUAUGUCAUUUACUAGUCUGAAGAAUCAGACCUCCCUGGCAUCCAAAGAAGCCGAUGCAACAAUCGACACAGUGUUAGGCGGUGUAACAGAAGUGGUUUACACCCACUCGAACCAACGUGUGGUGGGUGGAAGCAAAGCAGAGCAGCUCAUCAGCAGAGCCGCAAUAAGGGAUGUGUUUGAGCGCAAGAUGUACUCUCAACUCCCAGCCAAUCAGCUGCUAGACAUGCAGGAGAGCCUGUCAUCAAGCCCACCAGACAGCUUGCCCUGCACUUCCACUGUUGGGCUGGAGAAGCCACGUGUGAGCCAUCCAGUCACCUUCACCAGCACGAGUGUACGCCACACCAGACAUACCACCUUCAUCGUCGGAGAGACUCCCCAGGCUAUACGCAGGCGGCAGCUGGAAGACAUGGCAGCAAAAUUCAAAUUCCCCUCCGUUUAUGAGUUUGCGGCAGAGAUUGAGAGGAGAGGCUCAGACCAGAGACUGGCCCUGCUGCGACAGUAUUAUACAUCGCUGGACUACCCGGACCUGACGGAUACAGUCACGAGCAGCUUCCCACAACCUGAGUCCUCUGCAGCUGCUGCCCCCUCAACAUCAGCUGCCACAAAAUCUCACGCAGAGACCAGGACCCAAGCAAAGCAUGUUCCAAGAGCCACAAAAAGGCCUAAACACAGCCUGGAGCUAAAAACCAAGCAACACACUGUAACACAGGGAAAGUCAAACGUGCAGGAGAACAGUGGUCCAGGAUCCCAGAAAAAGCUAAGGAAGAGGAAUUUUCUAGAAUGUCUGAGUGAUAUUCCAAGCCCUGUGUCAGAGGAUGAGGAGGAGACUGUCUGCAGUGCCAGAGGACAUAGGAGGACAGAGAGGGGUAGUGUUUCAGGUUCUGGAGCCUUCGGAGCUGGUGGUGGUCUUGGCGUGGAUCGAGCCAGCAGCAGCGGUCUGGGUUCUGGGGAGGCUGCUGUUUUCCUGAACCGCUCGCACAGAGAUACCCCUUCUUCUACGGACCUCAGCCAUGGCAGCUCUGCGGCGUUAUCCAAACCCGCAGCACAGGGAAGGCAGCGGGGGCCGAAAUCGUCCUCCAAGACUGGAGGAUCUUUUCAAGGGCAGGCAGAAAAUUGUCCGAGCGUUUCCUGUGGCGAACGAGCUCCUGUCUCCUCCAGUAAACGCUCGCUCCUCACCGAUCUGAUAGGAGACACCUCCAUCCUUGAUGAUUUGUUUAGGCCUAAAGCAAAGGGGGCGCACGCACGCAUAACACCUAAGUCCCAGGCUGAACCGCCCGUGCAGCCAUUGAAGCACAGUCGCAAAGGCUUCUGGGACAUCCUGAAUGAGGGUAACGAGGAGAGCAUCAACAGGUUGACAGACCCAGCAGAAGUGCAGAGAGUCUGCACCAACACUCACUUUUCAGCUAGAAGAGCAUCUAGAGAGGAGGAAGGAAAGAGUCUCUGGAGGACGAACGAGAAGUUCCUGUGGAAGAAAUAAAGUAGAAGAGACACUUUAGUUUCUUUAAAGAGUUUUAAAGAUUAUUUUUAUUUAAGAACAAAUAUUUUAAACUGCUUUUUAAAACUCAUUUUAUACAUUUACAGUUCCUGUUACAGUUCAUUUUCCUCUGAGUUGUUGAAAAAAGUUUUAGUGAGUGCCUAAAAUGAUAAAUCUUCAUUAAACUGGAUGUUACUCACUCUGAGGAAAUGGA
Molecule: messenger RNA, 5181 nt
Organism: Betta splendens (Siamese fighting fish)
Lineage: Eukaryota; Metazoa; Chordata; Actinopteri; Anabantiformes; Osphronemidae
Gene: ercc6l2
Product: excision repair cross-complementation group 6-like 2
Exons: 20
Coding region: 333-4970 (1545 amino acids)
Molecular function (GO): ATP-dependent chromatin remodeler activity; ATP binding
Source: RefSeq, a predicted model, not a curated record